Molecule: messenger RNA, 1362 nt
Organism: Punica granatum (pomegranate)
Lineage: Eukaryota; Viridiplantae; Streptophyta; Magnoliopsida; Myrtales; Lythraceae
Source: RefSeq, a predicted model, not a curated record
UAUAAUUUGUUAUUUUCUGGUGACUUUCCUUCUCUGUCGCUCGAAUAUCUAUUCCCUCUCCGGAAUCACUCUCCCCUCUCUCUCUCACUCUCCAAACCCUAGCCCGUCCCCUGCCCCCGUGCCAGGGUUUGCGCCUCUGCUUCGCUUCGAUUGAUUGCGUGGCGUCCUCUUCCUCGAAUUCCCGCUACCUACUGGAUUUGCAGACUGUGGAUCUUCGGAUUCUGUAGGGAUAGAGGGAAUGGAGUACUCCGGCGGUCGCAAGAGAUGGAGGUCCGACGGCCCUCUGAACGGCAAUGGCGGCGCCAAGAAAUAUAAGCAAGAAGGGGAGUCCUUUCCAUCUGGUUUAGGAAGCAAAUCGAAGCCAUGCACAAAGUUUUUCAGCACUUCGGGUUGUCCAUUUGGUGAGGGCUGCCACUUUCUGCACUAUGUGCCUGGGGGCAUCAAGGCUGUCUCGCAGAUGCUUGGGAACCCGAACCUUCUCCCUCCAACUCCCAGGAACUCGGCGCCACCCGCAUCAUUCCCUGAUGCUCCCUCUCCUUCUGCCGUGAAGGGUCGCAUGUGCAACAAAUAUAACACUGCUGAAGGCUGCAAGUUUGGCGACAAGUGCCACUUUGCUCACGGUGAGUGGGAGCUUGGGAAGCCCUCAGCUCCAUCAUAUGAUGACCCUCGAGCCAUGUCGAGAGGUGGAAUGGGCCGCUAUGAGCCACCUCCUCCAGCAAUGGCAGCAGGCUUUGGUGCCUCAGCAACCGCCAAGAUCAGCAUCAAUGCAUCCCUAGCUGGGGCUAUCAUUGGGAAGAACGGCGUGAACUCGAAGCAGAUCUGCCGCCUCACUGGGGCCAAGCUCUCCAUUCGCGACCACGAGUCUGACCCCAGCCUGAGGAACAUCGAGCUCGAGGGUUCGUUCGAGCAGAUCCAGCAGGCCAGUGCCAUGGUGCGGGAGCUCAUCGGGAAUGCAGGCUCCUCGUCGGGACCUGCUGGAAGGAACAAUGCCAUGGGCCACCACCACCACGGUCGGAGCAAUUUCAAGACGAAGCUCUGCGACAACUUUACGAAGGGCACCUGCACUUUUGGUGAGAGGUGUCACUUUGCACACGGGGCGGAUGAACUACAUAAAUCUGGUCCGUGAAGCAUGAUUUUCGAGUUGCUGAUCCUAUCUGCCUUAUCCUUUUCUGUUGUUUUUGGUAGGAUAAACUCUUAACGGUGGCCUCUAGUUUCGCGCUUUCUCUGGCUUUGUUGGUCUUGAAUAGUUAAGCUGUUGUGUCAAAGAAUUACAGUAUGAAGUAAAGUUUCGGAUUCUUGAUUGGUUAUGUGCACAGCUUGAUAAGGCAGUUAGUAAUCUAAAAUCAUCGGUGGUUUGUCAUU